Centropristis striata (black sea bass) is the source of this 5900-nucleotide messenger RNA. It is a transcript of the gene arhgef5, whose product is annotated as Rho guanine nucleotide exchange factor (GEF) 5. Gene Ontology annotation, biological process: activation of GTPase activity; intracellular signal transduction. Gene Ontology annotation, molecular function: protein binding; guanyl-nucleotide exchange factor activity. Gene Ontology annotation, cellular component: nucleus; cytoplasm. The coding region runs from base 780 to 5309 and encodes 1509 amino acids. NCBI's taxonomy places the organism in Eukaryota, Metazoa, Chordata, Actinopteri, Perciformes, Serranidae. The record is from RefSeq and is a predicted model, not a curated record. The transcript has 16 exons.
UUGUCCAAACUGUGAGUGUACUCUCAAUCUUCACUUUCUGUCUCCCUUCCCCCACACUCCCUUGUGUUAUCACAGCCCUUACCUUACCUGGCUGUGUGUGUUGUGCAGACACACCCGGUUGCUCCGUAUCAACCAAUCGCUGCUACAGGACAGAGACACCAAAGAGGUGUACUUCCUGUGUUUCGGGAGAGAAGAAUGGGGCAGGAGAGAGGAGAGAGUUUUGUGCUUUAUUUUGCCAGAGGGGGGUCCAUGCGGGCGGUCACUUCGGCAGUGUAGGGGAGGGAACAGGGCGAAAGACGUGGACGGACUUUUGCUUGAUUUAUUAGAGAUCCUUCUGUUCGGCAGCAGCCACUGGGAGGACAAGACAGAGAGAAGGAGGAGGGGAAAGAUAAGUGUCAAUCUGUUGAGACUUGUUUGGGAAUUUGAGAAAGGAGGGGAGGUGGGGAGAGAGAGGCAGCAAGAGGGAAAAGUAAGGCGAGCUCAGGCGUAAACAUUAAGUUUCUCACAGGAGUUGAAGAACUGAGAGAAAAAAGGCAGUUUUGAUUCAUUUUAAAGCAGCACAUUUGUAAUGUCAGCAUGACAACGUGAACACAGGGAAUGCAUUCUUGUGUGUUGUGCAAUCUCAUGCUUCUGAGCUGAGCUGGACUUAGAGGGGAGACCACAGAUCUCCCCAGGAUACAGCAUUCAGAGAGAAGGCCGGUAUCUUCAACAUUCUGCAACUUGCACUAAAGCAAUCUAGAUUGAUAAAUAAAACUACAGGUUCUCCAAAUUAUGCUACAAUGGGGACUAAAAGGCCCAGCGGCACCCUCUUUGACACUUUACCUAACAUAAACACAUCUGACCGCAAGCUUCAGCCAGGUGGAAAAAUCUCCCGGGAUCCCAGUCCAAGGCCAGCAAUGACUGCCCAGUCGGAGCGAGACAGAGACAGAGACCGAGCAAGAGAGGAAGACUGGAGGGAGAGGGAAACGGUGAAAAUGAGGGAAAAAGCAAGAUAUAAAGAUACGGAUCCACGAGAUAGAUACCCUGAGAGAGACAGAGCUCCCGCACCCCGGCCCAGAGAGGGGGAAAGAGAGUGGAGGGAGAGAGAAAGACGGCAGGAUGAUAACAGAAGCAAAAACGGGAGGCCGCUGUCGAAUUUGGAGAAGGUGCCAAUGAGAGACGUAAAUAGCGGGAUGAAUAAAGGCGACACUUUUCCCAGAAUGAGAAAAGGCAGCCCACGUCCAGGCAGAGGAAUGGCCCCAGAGGACUGGGAGAGAGAAAGAGAGAGGACAAGACAGAGGGAUUGGUACAGAGAGAGGGACAGAGAGGAGAUCCGAAGCAGAGGAAAAGAAGAGUGGAAAAAGACUGGAACAAGAUCUGCAGAAGAGGAGAAAUCAAGGAAGAGGGAAAGGUAUCUGGAGCCUGAUUCUAAAGACAGGACAAGAGAAAGGGGUGCUUCACGGGAGAGAAGAGAGAGGGAUGAAGGUAGAAAAAGAGACACACUGAGGCCCAACAUGAGAGAGAGGGAGGACAGGGGGCCUUCUCCACACAGAAGAAAAGACAAAGAGAUCUACCCGGACAGGAAAGAGAUGGAGAAAAGGAGAGUGGGAAGGAGGGACACCAGGAGUGAGGGCGAUAGUGACGAGAGAGAUCGGAGGAGGGAAAAAAUGAGGGACAAAGAGAAGUUGACAUAUAAACAGAGCAUAAGUGAGGGGGACGAGGGCGGAACGACGAGGGAGAGAGAUCGAGAUAGGCAGCGACACAGGGAGCAGGACAGACAGGGGUACAGAGACGGGGACCGAUCCAAGAGGAAGGAAGGUGAGAGGUACAGAGACAGGAGAGGAGACGGGCAGGAAGACAGGUGGAAGGAGGGUGUGAGAGACAGGAGAGAGGCAGACAGAUACAGAGAGUAUGAGCAGAGAGGCAAAGGGGAAACUAAGGAAAAAGGGCCAGAUCAGAGGAGGGAUGAUAAGACAGACAGAAAAGGCAGAACCCAGAGCGAGACGGCUCCAAGGGUGCCCCCACGAGCCCAGAGCAGCGGAGAGUGGAGCAGCGACAUGGACAGUGAGACGAGAUAUAGAAGAGGCAGGGACAGCUAUGAAGAGAGUGUAGAAGAACAGAGGAACCCAGCUGCUGCGAGAAGUCAACCAAGAAGUGAGAGAGACAGAGCAGAGAUGACGGAGGGGAGGAGGAUGUGGUUACCGCCACAGAGUGGCAAGAAUAGUAAAGACAGAGAGAGACACAUGAGGAGAGGAGAAGACGAGAGGAGAUUUGAGUCACAGGCCGAGUGGGAAAGAGAGGGGCGGCGGGUAAAAGAGGAACCAGAUGAGAGGUAUUUGGGCGAAAGCAGUAGCAGAGGAAGACAUGAGGACAGGGGGGACAGAGAGAGGGAGACGGAGGGUGUAAGUGUAGAUGGGGAGGAGGUGGGUGAAGUCUGGAGAGAAGAAGUUAGAGGACGUUUGUCUGACAGCGAUGGAGGGAUAGAGGGAGGCCGGCGGAGGGAUGCAGAGGGUGAGAACGUGACAGAUAACACAGAGGAGAGUGACAGAGAGGAAGAGCUUGGGAGUGAUUAUUCGGGCCGCUCUGAAAACGAAGGAGGAAGUGGUACAGGGUGGAGGCAAGAGAGAGACAGAAUGCUGUCUCAAGAGGGCAGUUUUAACACGGCGUCCAGCGGCGGAGAAAGAGAGGAUGACGAAGAAAAGUUUAUGGAAUGCCAGGAAUCCUGGGAAGGUGCAUGUGAUGAGCCCUCACCUGGUGCAGUGAGGAGAGACGAGGAGGGGAAAGGGGAAGGGGUGAUGGGAAAGGAGGAGGCGGUAGAAGAAGAGGAAGAUGGCCAGCAGCCAAGGCCUAAAGUCUAUUGUGUGAUUGGGCAAACGCUCCCGAGGUCAACAACCGGCAAGAAGUCAGAGUCACAAGUUGAGCAGAUGGGAGGAGUGGAAAGAAACAACCAGGAUGUAGAAAGCCGUCAUCGCUGCAGGGAUGAGGCCACACAGCAACCUCAUGAUGACCUGCAAGGGACAGGAAGUAGAAAUGACGAGAAGCCGAUCAUCAGCAACCAAGACACGGAGAGGAAGAGCGAGUGUGAUGUGCCAGGAGAAACAUCUGAGGUGGACGUCAGAUACAGAUCAGAGGGCAUGAAGAGCAAAGCGGAGAACCCGUACGCCGAAAUAGGGACGGUUAAAAGAGACUCGCAGACUGAGAAACUCCUCACACAGUGGAGAGAGAAAAAUAAAGAACCGCUGGAAGGAGAGACACUCCCGAGUAAUCCUUAUGGUGAUGUUGGCUCUCAGGUGAAUUUUGAACAAAUCCAACCCCUCUUGGAAGGGAUUAACACCGGAGCAAUGAGCCCAGAGGAGGUGGAGGCCAUUCGGAUCCGGAUGAGCGGGGCAUGGAGCAUGUCCGAGGAGCCUAAGCGCCAUUCCCAAGCCCCCCACCUUAAAUGGGCCAAAAAUGUGGUGCGGGAGAUCCUGGGGCGCUCCGAGGAAAAUACUGUUGACGAACCUAAUGCAGAGGUAGAACAAGGGGUCGAACGGACUGACGCAGCCAUCCAAAACGACAAACGAGAGGAGGAGGAAGAGAUUGGAGAGGUGCCUGAAGAGCACACAGAUCCAGAGGAGGAGGAAGAGCCGUUGGAGGUGGAGGGAUUGAGAGAUGAGGAGGAUCGCAGUAAAAGCUGGGGAGAAGUAGAGCUGAGGAACGUUUUGGACACAAUCGACAGACGGAAAAGGAAUUCAAGGUUUUUCAAUGCCGCCCAGCUCUACCAGCAGUACAGCGAGGCCGCCCAGAACUUUGAGAUCCUGCGCCAGGCUCGCUCCGAUGUCGUCUCUGUGUGCGAGGACAACACCCCGUCCCCCGCCCCCUCACCGCCUCCCGCCCGCAGACCUCUUCCUCCACUUCCUCCUGUCCCGCAUCCCCACUCUCUUUCCCACACCUGCUCCCUCACCAGCGUCAAAAGCUUACCGCUCCCCGAGCCACACAGGAGCGAAGGCAGGCCUUCCUCUCCACGUCUGUCCAUCGCUCUCACACAGUCGGCGACACUGUGGCGAGAACUGCCGGGCGUCAGGAACAGCACCGAGCUGGAGGUGCUCUCAGAGGACGAGAGGAGACUACAGGAGGUGAGAUUUGAGGUGGUGACCUCUGAGGCCUCCUACUGCCGCAGUUUGGACAUUGUUGUCGAACACUUUGUCAAAUCCAAACAGCUGGGGGCGCUGUUGACUACUCAGGACAGGAACUGGCUCUUCUCACGGCUCGCUGAUGUUCGAGCCAUCAGUCAUAGUUUCUUAUCGAAGCUGGAGGAGCGGGUGGAAACAGACAUCAUAAACUUCACCGUGUGUGACAUCAUCGCUCGCCACUGUCAGCGCUUCAAAAUGGUCUAUGUGCCCUACCUCACCAACCAGUCGUAUCAGGACGCCACCUACCAGAGACUCAUGAAUGAGAAUCAAGGCUUCAGGCGGAUUGUGGAGAAACUGGAGAGGAGUCCCGUCUGUCAGAGGCUUCCCCUUCGUUCCUUCCUCGUCCUUCCCUUUCAGAGGAUCACAAGAAUUAAGCUGCUGGUCCAGAACAUUGUGAAGAGAACAACUCCUGGUACUCCCGAGGCGACUCAGGCCAUCAAAUCAAUGAAACUUCUAGAGAAGCUGAUUCAAGAGAGUAACGACAGCAUCACGCAAAUGAAAAGCAUCGAGUCGCUGGUGUGUCUCAGUGCCAAGGUGGACUUUGAGUGCAGGACUCUUCCUCUGAUCAGUCAGUCUCGGAGGCUGGUGCGGGAGGGCCCGGUCACUGAACUGAUGGAUUUCUCUCUAAAGGACACGGAGAGGAAUAUUUAUUUGCACCUAUUCAAUGACUACUUGCUACUUUCACUACAAAAAGAAGGGGGAAGGUUCACAGUCAUAGACCACGCUCCUGUAUCAGACCUGCGUGCCGAGAACUGUCGUGUCAAACUUCACUCCCUCCAGAAGAACCUGUUCCGCCUGCACCUGACACAAAGAGCCCUGCUGCUACGGACUGACACACAGAGUGAUAAGCUACGCUGGAUAUCCGCUCUUUCUCGGCCGCAUUCUGAGAUCGAUUUUUCAGCUGCACAAGAUUUCACACAGAUGCAGUGUAUCCGAGCUAUUGUUGCCCAGCAGCCUGAUGAGCUGUCGUUGGAAAAAGCUGAUAUAAUUUUGGUGCACCAACAAAGCAGUGACCAUUGGGUAGAGGGGACCAGACUGUCCGACCGGCAUCGUGGAUGGAUUCCCGAGUCGCAUUUGGAAACCAUAACCAACUCUAAAAUAAGACAACGAAACCUGUCAGAUGCCCUCAAACUGACGACAGCCACUGCUGCUGUUUGACUAGGACACUCAGAGUAAACAAAGGGACGCCCUGGAUGCCCCGUGAAAGAUCAGUUGCCUGUUUCAAACUGCUGGAAAAUGGACUAUGGACAUUCACUGCUCCGAAUGGGGAUUUCUGUCAUUGAAUUGUUCACAAUAGUGCAGCAACUGAAAUGCUGUGAGAAUGCAUUGCAAUGUAGCGUUAGGUUGUUUCGCUCAGUGGAACAAUAUAUUGCCUUAAGCAAUGCUUGAACAGCUGAGGCCUGCCUGAAAGACAUUAAGGACAUUGUGACUCUAUUAACUGUUUUAUACAGUACAUUGCAUACAUUGUGUGUGCUGUAAGGCAGCAUUAGACUGGUGUUUUAAGAGAACAUGUUUUUUUAAGGGAAACCACCCUUCUCCAAGAAAUGCUGUGUUUGGAAAAUGUGUUAUUAUUUGUGUAUAUUGAAGAGAAUCUAACAGUUGAGUGUGUGUGGUGCAUGUCUACUAAAAAGUUGGCCCCUGCAUGUAGGAGACCUGACGGAAAUCAUGCAAAAAUGUACAAGAUGGUUAAAAGUUGUACAGAGCUCAAACAGUGAGGACAUUUCAAUGAAUUCAGAUCGGUGGAAUAAA